Molecule: messenger RNA, 981 nt
Organism: Oryza sativa Japonica Group (Japanese rice)
Lineage: Eukaryota; Viridiplantae; Streptophyta; Magnoliopsida; Poales; Poaceae
Product: anthranilate O-methyltransferase 3
Biological process (GO): methylation
Molecular function (GO): S-adenosylmethionine-dependent methyltransferase activity
Source: RefSeq, a predicted model, not a curated record
AUGGGUUGCCCUUCAGGACCGAAUACACUAGUCUUCAUCUCUGAGGUGAUAAAAGUGAUCAGCAAAUAUUGUGCAAGCAUAGGUCACCACCCAGUUGACCUUCAGUUCUUCCUGAAUGAUCUGCCUGGUAAUGACUUUAAUUACCUAUUUAAAUCAUUAGAACAACUUGAUAAUUUGGUCACCAAAGAUCAAGACCAAGAAGCAGAUACACUGCCGCAGUACUAUGUUGUUGGAUUGCCAAGAUCCUACUAUACAAGGGUGCUCCCUGACAAGAGUGUUCACCUCUUCCAUUCAUCGUAUUCCCUACAUUGGCUUUCCCCGAUGUUUAAGGAGAGGUGUGAAAAGGAACCCCAAAAUGAAGGAAACGUUUACAUUGCGGUGACUACACCUGAAGAAGUGAUAAAGCUAUACCAGGAGCAAUUUGAAAAGGAAUUCUUGAACUUUCUUGAGUUGCGUUCGGAGGAACUCAUAUCUGGUGGUAAGAUGGUGCUAACUUUUCUUGGACGGAAGAAUGACAACAUAUUUGAUGAAGAUAAAAAUAUUCUUUAUGAAUUAAUUUCACAAGCAUUACAAUCACUUGUCAUUGAGGGCCUCGUGGAGAAGGAGAUGCUUGACUCCUUUAACAUUCCAUUGUAUGGACCAUCGGUCAAUGAAGUUAGAACAGCCAUCAUGCAACAAAAGCUUUUCUCCAUCAACCACAUCAAAAUACUCGAGUCAAGCUGGGAUCCACAAGAUGACGAAUUCGAAGGACAUACUGUGCUAGACCCUGUUGAGUCUGGGGUGAACGUCGCCAAGUCCAUAAGAGCAGUUAUGGAGAGGUUGUUUGCUACUCAUUUCGGGGAGUCUAUAAUGCCAUUGCUCUUCUCAAGGUUCGCAAGCAAUGUCACCAAAUACAUUGAGAAAAACACAACUAGAAAAAGCAUUUUUUCCAACGUGGGAGUCCUAUUUUCGCAGGCGGACAUGACCCAUAGAGUCAAAUGA